Molecule: messenger RNA, 4257 nt
Organism: Hydractinia symbiolongicarpus
Lineage: Eukaryota; Metazoa; Cnidaria; Hydrozoa; Anthoathecata; Hydractiniidae
Product: lon protease homolog, mitochondrial-like
Exons: 15
Coding region: 38-2770 (910 amino acids)
Biological process (GO): protein catabolic process; mitochondrion organization; protein quality control for misfolded or incompletely synthesized proteins
Cellular component (GO): mitochondrial matrix
Molecular function (GO): ATP hydrolysis activity; ATP binding; serine-type endopeptidase activity
Source: RefSeq, a predicted model, not a curated record
ACUUUUCAAAAAUAAACGUUUUAGAAGAAUAAUAUAUAUGCAAGCCAUGCUGAGAGUGCUAGUCAAACCAUUAAAUACUAUCCUGCCAGCCCACACCCAUAGAUCUUGGAAUCCACUGCGUGUUUGCAAACAAUUUUUGACAGUGACAACUCAUGCUUCUCAUCAAAAUGAGUCAGAUUUGAGUGAUAAUGGUGAGAACAAGGAGAGUAAAGAUAAUGUAUCCACUGAUGGAAAUAAUGGUGACAGUUCUGCGCUAACACAAAUCGGUGUUCCUGAAAAUUUCCCAGUAGUUCCUGUUAUUCCUUUGUAUCGUAAUCCUGUGUUUCCAAAGUUCGUAAAGUUAGUCGAGGUUUCAGAUCAAUUGUUAAUGGAACUGAUAAGAAAAAAGUGCAAACUAUCACAACCUUAUGCUGGAGCAUUUUUAAGAAAAGAUGAUAGCGAUAAAGAAGUCAUUCAUAAUCUUGAUGAAAUAUAUUCUAUUGGUACAUUUGUUCACAUCUCAGAACUACAUGACACUGGAGAUAAAAUCAAAAUGAUAAUUUCUGGACACAGAAGAGUUCAUAUUACCGGAGCUAGCAGACAAGAUGACACUGCUGAAACAGUGUUUGACAAAUCUGAAUUUUGCAAUGAGAAAAUUGAAAGCAGUUCAGAUAAAGACUCAGAUAAAAUACUUGAGAAUAAUUCUCCAGAACGAAUUGACAGCAACAAAAAGUUUGAAGCAAUUGAUAUGUCUGAAAACAGGGAACCAAUUCUGCUUGUCGACAUUGAGAAUACUCACCAUGAACCUUUUACCCAAACAAAAGAACUAAAGGCAACUGCUGCAGAAGUUGUGAAAACGAUAAGAGAUAUUAUAGCCAUUAAUCCAUUUUUUAAAGAAUCUCUUUCACAGUUAAUAGAGGCUGGUAAACGUGUUAUUGAUAAUCCUGUUCAUUUAGCUGAUUUCGGUGCUGCUUUGACAAGUGCAGAUCCACCUCAGUUGCAAGCAGUGUUAGAGGAACAGAAUAUACCUCAGCGAUUGAUGCUAACAUUGGAAUUAUUGAAAAAAGAGUUAGCUAUUAUUACUCUUCAACAAAGACUAGGGAAGGAGGUAGAAGAAAAAGUCGGUAAAAUGCAGCGAAAAUAUCUGCUUCAAGAACAACUAAAAAUUAUAAAAAAAGAAUUGGGUUUGGAGAAGGAUGAUAAAGAUUCUGUAAUUGAAAAAUUUCGCUCACGUUUGAAGCUUCUUACUGUUCCAGUGAAUGUGAGUGAUAUAAUUGAAGAAGAACUUGACAAACUAUCUUACCUUGACAAUCAUUCUUCAGAGUUUAGUGUUACUAGAAAUUAUUUGGAUUGGCUUACAAGUAUGCCAUGGGGAGUGUGCACAGAAGAUGUACUUGAUUUAGAACAUGCACGUUCUGUUCUUGACAAAGAUCACUACGGUUUAGAAGAAAUUAAAGAUCGUGUGCUUGAAUUUAUUGCUAUAAGAAAGCUGAGCGGGAAUGUUCAAGGGAAAAUACUGUGCUUUACUGGGCCACCCGGUGUUGGUAAAACGAGUAUCGGUAAAUCUAUCGCCAGUGCAUUAAAUCGGAAAUAUUUCAGAUUCAGUGUUGGAGGAAUGACUGAUGUAGCAGAGAUAAAAGGACAUCGACGUACAUAUGUUGGUGCCAUGCCAGGCAAGAUUAUUCAAUGCUUAAAGAAAACACAAUGCGAGAAUCCACUGAUUCUUAUAGAUGAAGUUGACAAAAUAUCACGUGGAAUUCAAGGAGAUCCAGCUUCGUCGCUCUUAGAACUUCUUGAUCCUGAACAAAACCAUAAUUUUCUCGACCACUAUCUUGAUGUGCCUGUUGAUAUGUCGAAAGUCUUAUUUGUAUGCACUGCCAAUACAACUGAUACUAUCCCAGGUCCCUUAAAAGACAGGAUGGAAAUGAUUGAAGUAUCUGGUUAUAUUGAACAUGAAAAAAUGGGAAUAGCUAAGCAAUAUUUGAUACCAUUUGCCGAAAAGGCUGCAGGUAUGAGCAGUGCGUCUAUAAGGAUUUCUGAUGAAGCAAUUGAAACCGUUAUUAGAAGCUAUUGUCGUGAAAGUGGUGUACGAAACUUGCAAAAACAUAUUGAAAAGAUGUACCGAAAAGCAGCACUGGAAUAUGUUAAAAAGAAUGAAGUGGUAUCCAUCACACAAGAUAACUUAAAACAAUUUGUCGGUAAUCCGGUAUUUAAUUCUGAACGAAUGUAUGAUAAGACACCUGUUGGUGUUAGUGUUGGUCUUGCAUGGACUUCAAUGGGUGGAUCGACGCUAUUCAUAGAAACUACGGUAAAGGCUAAAACUACUGCAUCAUCAUCACCAUUAUAUAUUACUGGACAGUUAGGUGAUGUCAUGAAAGAAAGUUGCCAAAUUGCGUAUACAUAUGCUAAAUCAUUUUUCUCAAAACAAAAUCCUGGAAGUACGUUUUUCGACGACCAUUUAAUUCAUCUUCACGUACCUGAAGGAGCUACUCCGAAAGAUGGUCCAUCUGCUGGCUGCACCAUCACUACAGCAUUAUUAUCGCUUGCGAUGGACCAAAGAAUUAAUCACAAUUUAGCUAUGACUGGUGAACUUUCAUUAACUGGGAAGAUUUUACCAGUUGGAGGAAUAAAGGAAAAGCUGAUUGCGGCCCGUCGAGCAGGGAUUACAAAAGUGUUGCUUCCGAUUGGAAAUAAAAAUGACUACGAUGACCUUCCUGAAUUUCUUAAGAAAGACAUGGACGUUCGCUUUUUAACAGAAUAUGCAGAGACAUUUCAAGAAGCCUUCAACUAACACGUAACACUGAUUUGAUAAAUUAUUUAUAUUGUAAUACAUAUAAUGCUUAUUGUUUGUUUCAGGGCAUUUUUGAUCUAAAAUGAAACGAUAACGCCGAUAUCAUUCUACAGGGCGUCCUUUUUUUCCUAAAUUUUUAAUUUUUGCGAGAAGUUCCUAAACUCUGAAAAUUACUCUGAAAAUUAAACUAAUUAUCUUAGAUUUUUUUAAAAAUUUUUUUACUAAAAAUAUGCCCAUAAGGCAGAGUUGAUAAUACUGUUAAGGCCUGAUGCACGGUACGAUAAAUGCAAUAAAUCGUAUCGUGUAAACGCCUAAAAUCAUACAAAAGUACCAGUUACGAGUCGCAUGCGACGAAAACGAUACGUACGGAAGUGCUAUUAAUUUUUCUUCACAUAUAGAGAAGUUAAUUGUUUAUGUAUGCCGCACUCACAACGUAACACCAGCAGUAAAAAUGAAAUGUUUUGUAGCCACACUUUAUAAUGGGUACAGGACCAACGCAACAAGGAGUUAUUUCUGCUACACUUGAUCGUAGCAUUGCUACCAUUGUUAUUGUGAAACCACGUGAAGUUAUUCGUGUCAAAUACUUGAAGGAUGAACCAUUUGUAAAAUAGAAUAAAAAAUAAAAAAAUUGCUACAUUUGUUAAAAAGAUUGAUCGUUUUUCUGUCUUAUCAUAACAUUUCUACAUCUUUUGAUCUGAUUUUAAGUCAAUAUUUUAGAAUCCAAAUUUUUCACUAUUUUGAAAGUGCUGUAACUUUUCUUUUUGAUAACAAGGAUCGUAAUUUUAUUCUUAUCCUAGGAUAAGAAUAAAACAAUGUCAUAACUAAAGCAGCAUAUUAAAUUUGUUUUUCUGCUUGUGUUAUGUCUUCAAAAGUGGGGCAACAUAUUAAAUUUGUUUUUCUGCUUGUAAUAUGUCUUCAAAAGUAGGGCAACAUAUUAAAUUUGUUUUUCUGCUUGUGUUACGUUUUCGUAAUGCGUACAAAACAACUGUAUAUGUUUUUACUUCACUUAUGCAUGUAAAUUAAAAGAAAUGGCGCAAAUGGGCUUUUGUAGAUGUCGUACGAACCAUGUAGCGCUCAGAAGUUAAAUGCGGCAAGUAAUAAGACAGAAAAAAACCCAGUUUUUUCAGUGCGUGUAAAAAUGUAUUAAAAUUGAUAACCUUUUGUUUCGCACAAAUCGUAAAGUGUAUCCGGCCCAUAAGUCAACUUUUCUUUAUAUAUAUAACGUUAGUUUUAUGAGCUUUAAAGACCUUAUGGCAUCAUUAUUGAGAUAGUAUAAGGUAGAACUCUGGACAUAAGUUUGGAAAGUUAAAGCUAACAUUUAUCACAUGAUGAUGUACCACUAUUUGUAAAAAUGUAAUUUUCUAGAGUUUUAUUAAAGUUUUGUUUUAAUUAUCGCCUUUUGUGAAAUUUUUGCGGAGACAAACUUUCGCGGAUUCGAAAUUUUCGUAUACGGGUAUAAAUAUUUGCGGUUUGCGAUUUUAACAAUA